UCGAUAUCCAGUUAGUUUCACAUCUGCUCCUUAUAAAAUCAUAAAAAAUGGCUUUAAUGUGGGAAGAUAAAGAAGUAAGUUUUGAUGUACCUUAUUCCGAAAUGCGCCUAAGGUUAGGCGAAAAAGUUAUCGACCGAAUUGAAAGCAUCGAAGACACCAAAGGGAAUGCUGGUGAUAGAGGAAGACUCAUUAUCACAAACCUUAGGUUGUUAUGGCACUCCAUGACAAGUCCUAGAGUAAACUUAUCUAUUGGACUAAACUGUCUUUUAUCUAUUAGUACAAGAAUCGUUAACUCGAAAAUUAAAGGUACCACUGAGGCCCUACAUUUACUCACACUUUCAAGUGGUACAAGAUAUGAAUUUAUUUUCACCAGUCUUAUACAAGGAAAUAGUAGAUUGUUUACCUCAGUUGUGGGAGUUCAUAAAGCUUAUAACUCUUCAAAACUCUACAGGGAACUUAAAUUGCGUGGUGGGGUGGUACACAACAAACAACUAAAGAUAUUACCUUUAGAGCAAGUUAUAUCCAGCGUGCAUGGUGUGUGGAACCUCUCUAGUGACCAGGGUAGCCUGGGCACUUUUAUUGUCAGCAAUGUUAGGUUCGUCUGGUUUGCGGAUAUUAAUGAGGGUUUUAACGUUUCCUUGCCUUAUCUACAAAUUGAUUCAAUUCGUAUUAGGGACUCAAAAUUUGGAAGAGCUUUGGUCGUCAAAAGUACGGAACGUAGUGGAAAUUUUGUAUUAGGGUUCAAAGUGGAUCCGGAGGAAAAAUUGACCACUCUGUAUAAGGAACUCACCUCUUUACAUACUGUUUAUUUGAAUAAUCCUCUGUAUGGUGUGGAGUAUAAGUGGAACUUAAAAAGUAAUGAUGUGGAGCAAAAAAGUGAUCUUUUAGAAGACUUAGAGGUUAUAGAAGAUCCUAAAAACGAAAUUGGCAAUACUUUAACGGCCUAUCUGGCAGACGAGGGACAUAAAAAGGACAGAAAACCAGUAUAUUGUAAGGAGCUGGGCUUAGCUAUUGAAUCAAUUAAAGAAGGAUACACUUUGAAGAAGUUAUGGGAAGUUAUACCCUCAAAUUAAUAGAAAUUAUUACUGCUAUUAAAAGAAGAUAUUUAUGGUUUCAAUAUACUCAAGAAAAUAAAAUUUG
Molecule: messenger RNA, 1140 nt
Organism: Anthonomus grandis grandis
Lineage: Eukaryota; Metazoa; Arthropoda; Insecta; Coleoptera; Curculionidae
Gene: BBS5
Product: Bardet-Biedl syndrome 5 protein homolog
Exons: 7
Coding region: 48-1073 (341 amino acids)
Biological process (GO): intracellular transport; cilium assembly
Cellular component (GO): BBSome; ciliary basal body
Molecular function (GO): phosphatidylinositol-3-phosphate binding
Source: RefSeq, a predicted model, not a curated record